AGAUUUUACUGGCAAUUCAAUUUCUUCCCUCGAAAAUCAAGCAUGGAAGGACUACCUGUGGGCUGAGUACUUAGCUGAGCGGCUCAGCAAGGAGGGUUGUGACCAGGGCUUCCUAGGAUGGCAAGAGAUGCCGUGAGCUGUGUCCCUUCCACCCUACAGACCAUCCCCAUGCCUGUUGAAUCACCGAUCAGCCUGCAGGUACCUUCAGCAAGCCGGGAGCGAGCACUCCUGCGAUGAGUGGUGAUGAUCCCUGCAGUGACUCAGAGAUGCUUCAGUAAAGCUCCUGCAGGAUAUUUUUCCCUGAAAAUGCCGUGUCCUCCUGGAGAGCAGCUGCUGUCACAGUGAAUGUCUGUUUGUCUCAUUCCAGAGUCCUCCAGUACAAUGAUCUGUGGGUGGUGAACAGGCGUUCACUGGAGGGUCUGUUCCUGCUGAAGCACCUGUAGGUACCGUCCCCUGCCCGCUGCACUGGGCUACUGCCUCACCCUCCCUGGGACCCCUGUGCUCAGCCCACCCCCAUGCAAGCUUGCUUUAUUCCUCCUGGGUUUCAGGCUACAGCCAGAGCAGAGCAGGGUGUCUGGGUGCUGCAGUAGUGCCUGGGGGGAGGAUUCCCACAAGGGCAGGGCGCAGCUUUCAUUUCCCUAAACUCAACCAGGAGGAGGACACUGCUGCCCUUUCCCACAGAUAUUGGAUGACUUUUAGUCAGCCCUAAGGUAACAGUGACCUCCUUAACCCCUUGGAGAUUGCCUUUGGCUCUGUUCAUCUGAGGACCAACAUUUUUGGUGUGAGAACCACUUAGAGCAAGGGAAAACACAUGCAUGCCUUGCUUCUGCUAGGGUUUGGGUGAAAAUACCUCUGUUGUAGUGAAGGCAGAGCCCUUUAUUGCUGAUCGCUCCUGGGAUAGCCUCUCCGGUGGCUAUGCCAGGUGGAAAGAGAGAAGUUUGCACUAACCCUUCCUCUGCUGAAAUCCCAGCUGGACUGAGGUUGGGAGAUCUCUGCUUCAGCCUCCAGCUCCAAGCAGGGCUAACCUCAAAGCUAGCACAGUUUUUUUUCUAUUAAAAAAUCAAUGAGGUUGCUCAGGGCUGCAUCCGGCUGAGUCCCCCCUCUUCUUGGAGGAGAAACAAAUGUGCAAUCAUGUCCACGCGAUGUCAUACGAAAUUGCAACAAGUAGUCUGUCUCUAAUGCUGUCUGGAAGGGAGCACAGAAGCAUCAGGGUUUUUUAAUCCUUGAAGUUCAGGUUUUUACAUAUUUUGGGGUUUCCUGUGCGGUGCAGGCAAAGGAAGUAUGAAACAAGAAUGGCAAAAUCUUGCCCUGUUCUCUCUCCUCUGCUUGGCCGCUGUCAUGCUCUCCUUCCUUAUCUUAAAGGCUAAGGGGCAGAAAUAAAUCGCACUCUGGAGGUUCACAGCUUGAGUGCCCAGAGCCCAGGUUACCUGAGCCUCAGAGGAGUCACAGGUACAGUCAUUUCUCCAUACAGACAUCACGUCAAAGAUCAAAAUAGUACUCACGUGAAAAAGCAGACAGCAGGGGAAGCUCUGGCUUUGAAUUAUUUCAUGAGGGUCAUGUUUUGGGUCCCACUCCUCUGUUAAUAGAGCAGCUGAAAUGAGCACACAGGGAGGUGUCCCUAAAUUGCCUCUCUGGCUUGCGUUUGUAGAUCAUUGCAAGUAUCUUGGUUCCAUCACUAUUUGCAUUUGUAGUGUCAUUUAUUGAGUGUGGCCCUUACGGGCUUGCAUUUUUCCCACAAAAAGGGAGGUUUUGUAUUUUCUAGCAUGCAUGUUGGCUUGGAAGGAGCCAAGUCCAGGGUGGUCUUGGACUUUCUGGUGCUGCUGCUGUGGUGAGCCAGCCCUAGGGCUGCAUCUAAGCCUUGUCUCAGUGCUAGGGAAUGGUGGAAAACAAAGUAGCACCAGUGCUGGAUCCCACUGGCUCCCCCUCCCUGUGUCAUUCUAGCAGGUAUGUGUGCCCUACAUCAUAGCAAAGAAGGAUCCAGGAACUUAAAAGCAGAGAGCAUGUCCUGCAGGAUGUGGGUUGCAAGCUAAAUGAGUCAGGUUGGGAAGAAACAGGCUUCCAGCCAUGUUUCCCUUCCACAAGGCUGAAAACUGAACUCUCCCAAGUACUUCUGAGAUUGCACGUGCAAAGACCUUCCUCCUACCACCCAGCUGCCUCCCUGGGAGGUCCAGACCCUGCAGGCAAGAGCUGCAGUCACUCCCUGAUGCUCUCCCUGAACACCCUCUCCAGUAGCAAGGCCAUCUUCCUACAAAAGAAACCUUGUGCAUUCAUCUCCUCUAAUUUUAGAUGCCUAAUAAUUGCCUGGGAUUACACUAAUUGUUCAGGCUCUUUUUAUUUUCCGUGGAGAGGAACAGACACUUCCCAUUCACCCAAACGAUCUUGGGAACCUGUCUGAGGAGGGGAUGAAUCACUCCCAAAAAAUACUUCUCUCUCACUGAUCGCUGCAGAACAAGCCCAGGCAGCUAAUUCAAGCUGAGACAGCAAACCUUUUGAUUUCUGAAGGUAGGCCAGGUGAAUCCCACAGCGGCUGUGUAUCUACACACAUCUCCCCACAGAGCUGUGCAGGAAAGUGGGAUUUAGGUUACCCCUUCACUGUGCCCUUUCCAGACUUCCGUGUUCUUGAUUUUGCAUCUUUAAUAGGGUCCCUCUAACAUAACUUUUUUCACCAAACAUGGUGUAGGAGGGAGGGAUUAAGAGAAAAAUAACCAUUUUGGUCACAUAUGUGGUUACCAACCUAUCCCUGAAACCCUCAAACAAGGGGUGCUCUCCAAGCUUUUCUGGCUGACUUCAGCAAGCAAAGCAUUGAUGGCACUGGGGGAAGGCAGGUUGCAUCUCUGUGGCCCAUCCAGAGGGUCACACAACGGUGUGGUCCCUGCAAAUGCAUCCUCAGCACCUAAACUGUGCCUGCAUAAAGAGUCUUUUUUGUUAGCAGAGAGGAAAAUCAAGCCCUAAAAUAAUUCUGGUGGGACCAUAGCUAGAAAAAAAAUCACUGAGAUGAAAGCCACCUCCGGUUAGGAGGGUUAUUACAGGUUACACACCACUGCAAGCUCAUACCAGAUAUAAACACCCCGUGAAAUCAGAGCUGUAUGACUUAUAUGCUGCCAGUGUCAAAGCAAAUAAAAGUAAACAUGACAGUGCAAAUGUAACUAACAUUUUGUGUUCUAAUUUUAACAGGGAUUUAUCUUGCAAUAAAAUCCUGUCGAUUGAGGAACAUGCUUUUGAGCCACUUCCUUUUUUGCAGCUUCUAAACCUUGGUGGAAAUCUCAUCACGCAGAUCCAGAAUAGCACUUUCCAGGCAUGGCAUGGGAUGCAGUUUUUACAGAAGCUGAUCCUAAGCCAUAACCCCCUGUUCGUUAUUGCUGACACAUCAUUCUUCAAGCUGCCUUCGGUCAAGUAUCUAGACCUGGGUGCAACACAACUGACUCAGCAGGCAUUGCUCAUGCUCCUCCUGACAACAGUCCACUUGGAAACGCUCAAACUGCCCAGUGAUGUGGCCUGCUGCCUCUGCCAGAAGAAACACCCCACCAAACCCCCGUGCAGGACCAUCAAGUUUCACUGCGAGAACCUGUGCACCACCAGCGCUCCCCAGUGCGCUUACACAGAUCCUCUGGCAGAAACACCAGGAAAAAUAAUGGAAGUGUUACCAUCCAGAAAACUGAAAGCCAGCAUGGUGUUGAACCUCAAGCCUGAGGAUCCUUUGCUCAGAGACAAUGAAACCAUAACGUUUGCAGUUGUCCUAAACCUGACCGGCACUGAUGGUGAUCUCGGGAACGCAAAUGAUCACAUUUCCAGAACAAAUUCAUGUUCCUCUCAGCAGCUGUUAAGGCAAGGAGACAAAACCAGUAAGGAGCUGAUGCUGCACAACAUUCAGCACAUGGGCUGGACCGUUGAAAGUCAUACAAGGAGACUGGAUUUUCUAGCAAAGGCACUAGAGGCCGAGCUCAAGAAUAAGCUGCACAAGGCUGAAAGCAUCAUGACUGUGACAAGCACUGUCUCACCCCUGCCAACAUCUGCCAUGCAAAAGGACGAGGUGCACAAGAUCCCAGCAGUGGAGGGAGAGCCAACCACAGGCUGGGUGCAAAAGCAGCAUGGCUUAGGUUUGAACCAGACAGCAGCAAACCCCCAGGAAGCAGCUGGCAGGUUAAACCCCACUGACAACACCUCCAUCUUCAGACAUCACAAAAUAUCCACAGCUCCUUCAAAACAUACCCUUUUGCGCUCCCCAGCAGAGGCCCCCCAUUUGUCCAGGUGUUUUAAUAAUCAAAAUUGUUCCAAAGCUGUGGAACAGACCAAGAAAACUCAUGGGAUGGAGGAUGUGGAGGAUGCAGAAGAUGUGGAGGAUGCAGAAGAUGUGGAGGAUGCAAAAGAUGCAGAGGAAGCACCACGUCCCAGGCAGGACUAUGUUUGGACUUACAAAAAGCAGAAGCAGAGGGACAGCCCGUAUCUGAAUAAAAGUAAUCAGCUUUUCUCCAAGACAUCUGGCAAUGUGACUCCUGAGGAAGAGCCCACACCAACAGAAAGUAAAGCAGAGCAGAAACUAAACACAGAACAGCAUUUUUUCUACAACCUGUUGGUUAACUACAGCCCCCCCACCGCAAGCAGCAUGCUAGAGGACACGGGUGAAGAAGAGGGUUCCUCUCUAGGUAGGCAUUUACCAGCCGUCCCUCAAACUGCAGAAACACACUGGAAGCAACCAAAGGAAGGAUCCAGUUUCCUCAGUAAACCAGGGAGCUCCGACAGCCCAGACAGCAUUUCAUUUCAAGGAGACCUCUUUGAAACCAAGGUCAAUCCCUACCUAGGUUUGCUCGUCUCGGACGAAGCCCUGCAGAUGUUCAUCGCCCACGUGGCACGAGCCCUGAGGAUGGACUGCAGCCUGCCCGAGGUCCAGCUGCCCUGUGCAAAGAUGAUCUCGAGGAUGGGGCUGCUUGUAAAGCUGCUCAGCGAGAGGCAAGAUGACCAGGGAGACUCUGUUCUCGUGGGCCACUGUCUUCUGGAAGGGAAUGUUUCCAACAGCAUGCCCGAGACCAGGAAGGUGGACAGGAAAUCCAUAAGGAAGCAGAGACCAAAGCACGCCCUCGGCGACAACCUCCUGUUAGCGUUAUCAGCGACCCUCAUCAUCAUGAUUAAUUUCACAGCGUUUUGUCUCAUUGAGGUUUGCUCCCAAAAUCCUGAAGCUGCUUCCCAGCCCCAAAGGACCAGUCAGUCACACCCAAAAUGGUUCUUUCAAAAACUCCCAGAGGGACAGAGCGAGAGCGAGUGUGGCAUCGGAGAGCAGGGCUCGCACGUGUCCUGCUUCAGCCAGACACAGCCGUGGUGGCUGAGGGACUUGUACCAGCCCCUGGAGGCCUACCACAUGGAACACAUGAGCCAGCUGUACGACCUGACCUCCGAGGAGGAGGAGGAGGUUUUCAGCAAGUCCAGGCUAAACAGGAUGCCACCAGCACCGCAGAGCAGCCACACCGACGUGGAAGGGUGACUACCUGCCGCCUGUGCCCAGUGGCCCAGCGCACCCCAGCAGCUGCCACAGCCGCACACCCCCGCCGAGGAGGACACGGGGGCCAGGAACGUGCUGGGGACACCCCGAAGGCCACCGCUGCGGGAGGGGGACGGGGGGGCUACGGGCAGCAGGGAGCCUUCGUAGGGCUCCAGCAGCAGCAGGCCGGGCUGACGUGGCACCGUGUUCCUGGAGCUGCAGCCGUGCAGCCUCGCUGGGCACGCGGGGUGUCCCUGGGGGGGACACACGUGUCCCCGCAGGCAGCUGGCAGGGGGUGCCCGGGGUGCUGGGGUGCCGCUGCAGACCCCAGGGGCUCUGUACUGGUCACGUUUGUUCGGUGGCGGGGAAGGGCUUUGGAAAUUGCCAUUAAAACGUGUGGGUUUUUCA
This is a messenger RNA of Falco peregrinus (peregrine falcon), 5881 nucleotides long. Its product is annotated as leucine-rich repeat-containing protein 37A2-like. The record is from RefSeq and is a predicted model, not a curated record. Lineage: Eukaryota; Metazoa; Chordata; Aves; Falconiformes; Falconidae. Gene Ontology annotation, molecular function: protein binding. The transcript has 12 exons. The coding region runs from base 3308 to 5476 and encodes 722 amino acids.